UGCUGACUGUCAAACAACAACCCAUUAUUCAAAGUAGGACAUUUGCAGUUGUAUACUUACAUUUUAGGAUAAAAUAACAUAUUUUCUGUUACUUGUAUGUUAAUGUCUCCGCGGCAAAUCACAUCAAGAGGCAGGUGAUGGCUGAACCCAGAGUAUCUUCCAUCGAUGGAAAGUUAGCUGAAGAAUUUGCUGUUCCCUCCCACGUUGAGGAGGUCAAAGAGAAGAUGACUGCUUUUGCUGCACAUCAUGCAGCAGCAGGCCGCAGGGUGGUGCUUAUCACAUCAGGAGGCACCAAAGUUCCUCUUGAGUCCCGCACCGUUCGCUUCCUGGAUAACUUCAGCAGCGGCAGGCGAGGAGCCUGCUCAGCAGAGUAUUUCCUAGAUGCGGGUUACGCUGUUGUCUUCCUACACAGACACCGCUCCCUCUACCCCUACACACGCAUGUUUUCAACCAUAAACAUGCUGGAUGCCCUAAUGUUCAGAGGUGGAAAGGGAGCAGAGAGUGACUCAGGUGAGGUGGUGGUUAACCAAGAGGUGCUUCCAAACAUUGCCAAAGCGCUGAAGAGGUACCAGGAAGUGAAAGAAGGACGACUUCUGCUGCCCAUUGAGUUCAGCACACUGUCAGAGUACCUGCAUCUUCUCAAAGCAGCAGCUCAGGCUCUCAGCACAAUAGGAUCCAAGGCCAUGUUUUAUUUGGCUGCAGCAGUGUCUGAUUUCUACAUCCCAGCGUCUGAGAUGCCCGAACACAAAAUCCAGUCUUCCAACGGACCUCUUCAACUCAGCUUGAACAUGGUCCCAAAGAUCCUGUCCCCACUGGUGAAGGACUGGGCCCCUCAAGCUUUCGUCAUAUCAUUUAAACUGGAGACAGAUGCCACUAUCCUGCUGGACAAGGCUCGACGGGCUCUGGACACCUACAGACAUCAGGCGGUAGUGGCCAACGUACUGGACUCUAGACGGGGUUAUGUGGUGGUGGUGACCCCUGAGACUCAGGUGGAGCUGAUCCUCUCCGAGCAGGACGUGAAGAAUGAGGUAGACAUAGAGGAGAGGAUAGUCAGCAACCUUACUUUAGCACACAACAAGUUCAUAAGCGAACAAGUGGGUUGACUUCAGUUAUCCACUCUGCAUGUUUGAGUCAGAGACGCAUUAGUUGAUGUGCUCUUAUUUGAUCCUUAACUUGGCUUAAUUCGUAUUUUCCAGUUUUACUAAGACCUUACUGUAUAUUCAGUUUGUUGCAGGGUUGCAUUACCUUAGUCAUAACUGUAAUAAUACACACAUAAUGCCUACCCCUGUUAUGUUGGUGUGCUCUUAAAAGUGGGCCUUAAAGCUAACAAAGCUGUCUCUGUACAGGGACAAUAAACAGCUUAUUAAAAGGUUGUAAAAUGUUUAUCAAAUGAUCAGAAUAGGACAUUUUUACAUCAAUAACUGGCAGAUGAAAAAGCCUUUAAUAUGCUGUACUACAGUGAUCACCAGUAAUAAUAAACAUUUACAAAUACA
Molecule: messenger RNA, 1493 nt
Organism: Cheilinus undulatus (humphead wrasse)
Lineage: Eukaryota; Metazoa; Chordata; Actinopteri; Labriformes; Labridae
Gene: ppcs
Product: phosphopantothenoylcysteine synthetase
Exons: 4
Coding region: 138-1103 (321 amino acids)
Biological process (GO): coenzyme A biosynthetic process
Cellular component (GO): cytoplasm; nucleus
Molecular function (GO): phosphopantothenate--cysteine ligase activity
Source: RefSeq, a predicted model, not a curated record